AUGGCUGCAAGAAUGAAUGAUGAUGCUAUUGCUGAGGCAUUGACGAUGUUGGCUGGCGUUAUUAGGCAGGUUCCGAAUGCAAAUGUUGGUAAUAUAAAGAAGGAUGAGGAUGCGCAAAAGGUGCAGUUUGGUACUUAUAUGAUUGAGAAGGAAGUUGAAGAUUGGUGGGGUAACACUGUUCAGAGGUGUGAAAAGCCGAAGAAGGAUCAAGGUAAAGGGAAAGUGUUUGCUCUAUCUGGUUCGGAGACUGCUGCUGAGGAUAGACUUAUCCAAGUGACUACUUCAUUUAUUUGUUUGAAUUGUCAACUGAGUAUUUUUAGUAGAGAUUUUGAUAUUGAUCAAGUAGGUCUUCCGUUAGAUAAACCUGAUGUUAAUCUUGGGAUGAACUGGUUGGAGUAUAAUCAUGUUUAUAUCAACUCUUUUGAUAAGACAGUUAUCUUUCCUGAAAUUGGUGUUGAGGAAGAUUUGUUUUUGUCUGCCAAGCAAGUGAACGAGUAUGUGCAAGGCGGUGUUGUGUUGUUUAUGUUGUUGGCAACUUUGGCUAUCUGUGAGAAACGAAUGAUUGGUGAUUUGCUAAUAGUUCGUGAUUUUCCUGAGUUGGAUCAGUUGGUUGGUGCAUGUGUGCUCAGUAAGAUUGAUUUGAGGUAUGGGUUUCAUCCGAUUCGUGUGAAGGAUGAAGAUAUUCAGAAGACUACUUUUAGGAUGAAGUAUGGUUACUAUGAGUAUUAUGUGACGUUGUUCAAUGUGACAAAUGCACAUGGUGUAGUGUUGGAAUACAUGAAUAGGAUUUUUCAUCAGUAUUUGGACAAGUUUGUUGUUGUGUUAAUUGAUGAUAUUUUGAUUUAUUCCAAAAGUGAAGAGGAACAUGGAGUGAAUUUUCUUAGUCAUGUGAUAUCGAGUGAUGGAAUUGUUGUUGAUCCGUUUAAGAUUGAGGUUGUAUCUCAAUGGGAAUCUGUGAAAUCUGUUACUGAGAUUAGAAGUUUUCUUGGUUUAGUAGGUUAUUAUCAAAAGUUCAUUGAAGGAUUUUCUAAGUUAUCUUUGUCGUUGACGCAGUUGACUAGGAAGAGUCAAGCUUUUAUUUGGACUUCACAGUGUGAAGCUGGUUUUCAAGAGCUUAAGAGAAGGAGGUGUGUUGAUGCAAAAUCAAUAAGUGGUAGCUUAUGCUUCAAGACAACUUAA
Messenger RNA from Vicia villosa (hairy vetch), 1179 nucleotides. RefSeq lists its product as uncharacterized. Lineage: Eukaryota; Viridiplantae; Streptophyta; Magnoliopsida; Fabales; Fabaceae. The transcript has 7 exons. The record is from RefSeq and is a predicted model, not a curated record. The coding region runs from base 1 to 1179 and encodes 392 amino acids.